This is a messenger RNA of Limulus polyphemus (Atlantic horseshoe crab), 848 nucleotides long. RefSeq names its product tachykinin-like peptides receptor 86C. Lineage: Eukaryota; Metazoa; Arthropoda; Merostomata; Xiphosura; Limulidae. Gene Ontology annotation, cellular component: plasma membrane. The transcript has 3 exons. The annotation marks the transcript as partial. The record is from RefSeq and is a predicted model, not a curated record. Gene Ontology annotation, molecular function: tachykinin receptor activity. Gene Ontology annotation, biological process: G protein-coupled receptor signaling pathway.
AUGUCUUACCGGUACAACUUUACAGACAUGCACGAGUUGAUCCUGAAAAACCUUUCUGAUUGUAUGGAGUUAUGGGAUAAAGGUAUCUUUGAAAUAGAUCAAAAUUGGACAGCUACUGAAAGAAUCCAGCUUUUAAGGUUGUGUUUCGAUAAAGCAUCUACCACUGAAGUUUCCACUCGCCCGUUUGUUUUAUUCUGGUGGCAACAGAUGCUCUGGAGUAUUGUAUUUGGUUUAAUGAUUCUGGUUGCGUUGGUUGGAAAUGCCAUUACGAUCUGGAUUGUGUUGGCACACAGAAGAAUGAAAACUGUAACUAAUUAUUUUCUGUUGAACCUAUCGGCAGCUGAUUUUGCUAUGACUUUAUUCAACACUAUUUUUAAUUUUAUUUUUAUGCUAGAUAGCCACUGGCCGUUCGGUCACCUGUAUUGCAUCAUCAACAACUUCGUUGCUUACCUGACUGUGUCCUCUUCUGUUCUCACUAUAAUGGCAGUGAGUUUGGAAAGGUACAACAUUGCUUUCUUUCUACUAACUUAUGGACUUCCAAUAACAUCAAUGGCUGUUGCAUAUAUCUCAAUGUCUAGAGUCCUCUGGCGUCAAACUCUUGCUGAUGAGUCAGCGCAAGUCCAACCAGAAGUCGUUAAUUCAAAACGAAGAGUUGUCCGCAUGCUUACCUGUGUAGUGGUUAUAUUUGGAGUUUGCUGGUUACCGUAUCACAUCUAUUUCUUGUACACCUACCACGACAAAGAUUUUGUUAAGGCCAAGUUUGUCCAGCAUCUGUAUCUGUCUAUCUAUUGGCUUGCUAUGGCUAAUGCAAUGUUUAAUCCUUUGAUCUACUGCUGGACCAAUCAGAG